Molecule: messenger RNA, 3132 nt
Organism: Punctularia strigosozonata HHB-11173 SS5
Lineage: Eukaryota; Fungi; Basidiomycota; Agaricomycetes; Corticiales; Punctulariaceae
Product: UDP-Glycosyltransferase/glycogen phosphorylase
Exons: 19
Coding region: 1-3132 (1043 amino acids)
Biological process (GO): carbohydrate metabolic process
Molecular function (GO): hexosyltransferase activity; UDP-glycosyltransferase activity
Source: RefSeq, a predicted model, not a curated record
AUGGCCUCGCACACGCGACGGUUGACAGACGACUCCAGUAACCCGCACUUAGGCUUCUCUCAAGCGCAACCCCCGCUGUCUCAACUCUUUCAGGAUGCCGCUCUCUAUAACCGGGUUUUACAUUCGGAUGGCCGGAAGUCCUAUGAUCUAUCGCCUACAAUGUUGGACAGAAAUGAGUCUGUCGUUAGCUUCGCGGAGCUCGUGGGGCAAGAUCUCGAUGAAGGAGAAAAGACUGCUAGCGGACGAUUCGCGCAAUUCGCGGCAGCCGACUGGCUUUCGGACGACGAAGAGGAAACGGGAGAGCCAGAGUCCUAUGAAGACGAUGAUGGGCUUGAAAACUCCACCACAUCGUCACCUCCGUCUACCCCGGUUCCCGAUCGAAGUUCCGAGGUAGCCGAUUCAGGAUACGGUACCGUCAAUGAGGAAGAUGCAGCGAGCUCUGAGGAGCACAGACUGACACCUGAAGAGAUAGUGGAUGUACUAGUGCAGGAGUUCGGAUCGCUGACAGAGGGGAACGAAGAGGAACACUUGAUCAAGGAAGGGGACGGGGCAUUCCUCCAGGAUGUUAGCAUCUUGGGUGUUCUCCAUCUUACAUCCCAUCGACUUGCAUUCCAUGCCAGUCUGCUCGCAACACGACCCGACCUCGGUGCGCAGGACGAGAUCAUUAAAGCUGGACCGACCCUUGUCCGCCGCAAAGGCCUAGUGCAUCGAUCGCGAAGGGUGUGGAUGGAGCUUUCACAUGAUACGGUCAGCUUGUAUCCUUCAAGUCGCCCGGAGGACCGUAUCAAACCGUUGCGUAGCAUAUUUCUAAGUUCCAUUAAGGACAUCAGUCAUAUUGAAGAAAAGCACCCUCGUUCUAUCCGCGUAUCGAUUGAAGGGAUCGAUGGCGCUAGGAUCCUUGAAUUUGACACUGAAGAAUCUGCCAGGGAUUGGAGACGGGAGAUGCAAGAUCAAUCACAACCGGACACGCAGGGCAUACGAAUGAGCAUUCCUCUAGAUGCCAUCAUCGACUUCAAGGUUCAACCAGCUAUCAAUGAACACGCGUGGGUUUUGAGUCUAGCCUUUCCUCCAAGUGAGGACAGUACGGGGAGCCUUGCCGAAACUGCCAGACCUGACCGACCUCGCGUGAUACAAUUCGCUACCCUCAAGUCCGGUUUCAGUUUCGACGAUAUUGGAUAUUACAUCGGAGCCGCAAAAUCACGACAUGCAGGCGACGAUACCGUCGGCAGGCUUGCACCAAUUGUGGUUGAUUUUGGCCCAUUAACGUUUCUGGACAACCGCAACCAGCUACAGGAAGCCACAGAAGACCCAAUGAAGACCAAGGAUAGCAUCAUCAGGAAAGCGCUUGCUUUCGAUGCUCACGAGACUAUGUGGACAACCCGCGCUCGGCUUCGGCGUGGUAUAUGCACCUCCGGUUAUUUAGCGGUGGUGAGGCAGUUUAUCGGCUUCUGGAGCAAAUCGUGCACCGGCCUGGACGAUAUAUACCGCAUCCCUGUUUCAAUCGUCAAAAGCGUCAAACCAAUCGGCAGCCUCUUCUCAAUGCGGGAUGCCGGACUUGUCAUUGAGAUCAUAGGCCAGGCAGAUCUCAAGUUCGACUUUCCAUCGGAAGUUAUUCGAGAUGCUGCUCGUGGGCGCAUCUUAGAGGUCAUGGAAGCCGAUCUAGAACGCGUCGAGCAAUCCCCCUCAAGCCCUUCAUCGCCAUUACCUCAGGGGCCCGUUCGUCGAUCUUCUGUCCAAAUGCUGGCACCCUUGUCUCGCGCUGUUGCCAAAAUCAAGCAGAGCCCUGUUCCGAUAGAGGUCCGGGAUCGCCUUCCCAAGGUGCUGAACCUCCCGAAGCGAUCGCUUUCGCAUAUGCCAGCCAAACAUUUCGUAUGCCUCACUAUAGGCAGUCGCGGUGAUAUACAACCUUAUAUCGCUCUUUGUCGGGCACUCCGGGAUGAAGGACACCGAACUACCAUCGUUACUCACGAAGAGUUCAAGGAAUGGAUCGAAAGCUUUGGUAUCGAGCACCGGACGGCGGGAGGCGACCCCGGUGCUCUGAUGAAAUUGAGUGUGGAGCACAAAAUGUUCUCUCCCCAAUUCUUCAAAGAGGGAUUGACGAACUUCCGUGACUGGUUGGACCAACUACUUUUGGACGCUUGGGCUGCCUGCAUAGACGCUGAUGUCUUAUUGGAGAGCCCGUCGGCCAUGGCAGGUGUUCACAUCGCAGAGGCUUUGUCGAUUCCUUAUUUUCGCACGUUUACCAUGCCAUGGACGAAGACCAAAGAGUUUCCUCACGCUUUCAUUUCUCCCCCGGUUGAAGCACCUACCGCGAACGCUGCAUCCUAUCACCAUGUUCUCUGGGCCGCAACGUCGGGACAGAUCAACCGUUGGAGACGUGAAUCGCUAGGUCUGGCUCCCACGGACAUGAGCCACCUUGCACAAUCCAAGAUCCCUUUCAUAUACAACUUUUCGCAAGCCGUGGUUCCGAAACCCCUUGACUGGGGCGACGCUACAGUGAUCUCCGGCUACUGGUUCCUCGAUGACCCGGAUCCUGGUUGGUCGCCUUCGGAGACUCUGUUGCGAUUUAUCGAUAGCGCAAGGAAGGAGAAUAAGGCCCUCGUAUACAUAGGGUUCGGAAGCAUCACGGUACCUGAUCCGGUGGCGAUGACUGAGGCCAUCGUGCAAGCAGUCGUGAAAAGUGGCGUUCGGGCAAUCAUUUCUAAAGGCUGGUCAGCACGGAUGUCGAAAGCCCCAGCCACGGAGGUUGCAUUGCCGGAGCAAUGUAUGAUGAUAGACAAAGUACCGCAUGAUUGGCUCUUCCCACGCAUAGACGCAGCACUCCAUCACGGUGGUGCAGGGACUACAGGUGCCAGUCUGCGCGCAGGGAUUCCCACAUUGAUUAAGCCCUGGUUCGGGGAUCAAUAUUUCUGGGCCUCUCGCGUGCAUAGCAUAGGUGCUGGAAUGAGGGUUAGCCUCCGUGUGAAUGAGCUUGCAGACGCGUUCGUCAAGGCGACGACAAGCCGUAGGAUGAAAGAGAAAGCUGCGCUCAUUGGACAGCGUAUACGUGCUGAGGACGGGGUGCACGUUGCCAUCCAAACCAUACGUAUGUAUAUGACUCGAGCAGGACAAGAUCGAACUCAGCUACAUUAG